Molecule: messenger RNA, 857 nt
Organism: Trichoderma harzianum CBS 226.95
Lineage: Eukaryota; Fungi; Ascomycota; Sordariomycetes; Hypocreales; Hypocreaceae
Exons: 2
Coding region: 1-594 (197 amino acids)
Source: RefSeq, a predicted model, not a curated record
AUGGCAGCGCCUGUCGUCUGGAUCAAUGCAUUCCCGGGAAUGGGGAAAUUAACCGUUGCCAGAGAACUCAUUCGCCUCGAUCAGUCAAGCAUUCUGAUCGACAACCAUCAACUGAUAGACCCGGUGGCAGCACGGUUCUCUCGAGACCAUCCCCAGUACCAAACAGAGCGAAGACGCGAACGCGAACGUGCAUUUGGCAAAUACGUACUUGAACCAACUUUUAUAUCAAAAACAAUCGUCUUCACAGAUUGCCAAUCAGACGACGAAUUAGGCCAAGCUACAGCGCAAGAGUAUCUACAAGCCGCUCUAAAAGCUAAGCGACCAUUUAUUACCAUCUAUCUAUCCUGCGAGAUAGAGGUCAACAUUAAAAGGGCCACCAGUUCCGAACGCGUCCAGGGAACCACGACAAAGCUGACUGACGCCGUUAUGUUAAGAGACGCUCUAUCGAGAUGCAAAAUGUUUCGAUUCGAAAACAGUCCGUAUGAAGCAUACAACAUCGACACAACGGACUUAGCACCUGUGGACACCGCUUUGAGAAUACAGAUAUAUAUCAAGGAUUAUCUAUCCGGUUGCAAAGCGAGGCGGUGUGAAUGAAUUACGCAAUCAUGAUUCAAAAAGGAAGCACGGUGGAUAUGGAUGCCCAUGCAAUAUGAAACAGACAUCCCUUUGGGAAAGGAGCAUCAGUCAACAUAUGUUUAAGCGAGAUAAGCGAAUUCAAUUCAACUGAGAGACUUUGAAAGCUGUUAUGAAGGCCAUACGAAUAGAAGGACCAAGGCACAGAAGCAUACAAUCUAGCAACGGAGAUGCUGUCUUAAAUCCGGUCUCAAUCCAUAACUCAGGAGAUAUAGUCAACGGAC